CACGUGGCUCGAGAGGGGAGCCGGCGCUGGAGCCACGGAGGCUGGGGCUCUCUUUGGGCUCGGUCGCUCGGCCGAGCAAGCUGCACUACAAGCCCCAGGGUGCCUUGCUGAGCGAUCGCUCGCCGGGGAGAGCAUGCAGAGCUCCGGCAGCCCCCAGCAGGGCCGCCCCCUGCCUCCCGAUCCCCGGGAGAGCGAAGAAGAAGAAGAGAGCGGCGGCGCGAGAAGCAUGUGGGUGUUUGGCUACGGCUCCCUCAUCUGGAAGGUGGAUUUCCCUUACGAGGAUAAGAUGGUCGGGUACAUCACGGGCUACAGCAGGAGGUUCUGGCAAGGCAGCACGGAUCACCGCGGAGUGCCGGGAAAGCCUGGAAGAGUUGUGACACUUAUUGAAGAUCCUGAGGGCUGUGUAUGGGGUGUUGCAUACAAACUGCCACCAGGACAAGAAGGCGAAGUAAAAGCAUAUCUUGAUUUCCGAGAGAAAGGUGGCUACAGGACUACAACUGUCAUUUUCUAUCCAAAAGAUCCCUCAGUGGAACCGUUUGAUGUGCUGUUAUAUAUCGGAACCUGCGAAAACCCUAACUACCUUGGACCAGCACCUCUAGAAGAAAUUGCCAAACAGAUUUUUAAUGCAGUUGGUCCCAGUGGAAGAAACACAGAAUACCUGUUUGAACUCUGCAACUCCCUUAGGGAUCUCGUGCCAGAAGAUGUAGAUGAACAUCUUUUUACUUUAGAGAAACUAGUAAAGAAACUCUUAGAACAGGAAGAAAGCAAAAAUGUCAAUUCCAUAUAAUAAUCACCUUGUUGUUUCAAACAGUCUCUUCAUCAUCAGGAGAACAGUUUCACUGAUGACAGUAGUAUGAUUUCAAGAUGCUCCAUGUGGACUUUGAAUAUAUUAAUUUUCAUGUUUCAUUCAGGGCGCUACUGUCAUUGAUCAGUAGAAAAUUAUGUUUAAAGCUAUGUCUUCAGGAGUUUAAGGGAGGAGGAGCUUUGAAUUUUGGUAAAAUUUUAAAGAAUGCAUUUCUCUCAGUUUCUCAGAUAAGAAAUAAUUUAUGCCCAAUUUAAGUUUGAGGGAAAUUUUUUUUGAUUUCAAGUUAUUUAUAUUUUUCUUCCUUUU
Molecule: messenger RNA, 1111 nt
Organism: Lacerta agilis (Sand lizard)
Lineage: Eukaryota; Metazoa; Chordata; Lepidosauria; Squamata; Lacertidae
Gene: CHAC2
Product: ChaC glutathione specific gamma-glutamylcyclotransferase 2
Exons: 3
Coding region: 134-787 (217 amino acids)
Biological process (GO): glutathione catabolic process
Cellular component (GO): cytoplasm
Molecular function (GO): glutathione specific gamma-glutamylcyclotransferase activity; gamma-glutamylcyclotransferase activity
Source: RefSeq, a predicted model, not a curated record